This is a messenger RNA of Argiope bruennichi, 942 nucleotides long. Its product is annotated as nicotinamide riboside kinase 1-like. Bases 83 to 802 code for a protein of 239 amino acids. Gene Ontology annotation, cellular component: cytoplasm. The record is from RefSeq and is a predicted model, not a curated record. The transcript has a single exon. NCBI's taxonomy places the organism in Eukaryota, Metazoa, Arthropoda, Arachnida, Araneae, Araneidae.
AGCACCCCGAAUUUUCGAGGACUCGUAUUAUGUCUUUGUAGUCUCAUAUUUAGUCAAGGUCAUUUUUGUUAUCAGUUCUAGAAUGUACAAGAUAAGACUUUUCAGUAGCGUCGUAAGUCGUUACUCGGCACUUUGCGUAAGAAAGCAAACGACCUUAAAAAUAUAUUUGCAUUUAAAAAGGAAUCUCUCAUCAUCCACUAUGUCGUUAGAUAUGAAGAUACAAGGACAAACUAGCGAGAUGGAUUCAAAAUGGACAUUAAUCGGAAUUUCAGGUUGUACCAACGGUGGCAAAACAACUUUGGCAUCAGCAUUAGCAAAUCAUUUUCCUGGAUCCAUAGUUGUGAACCAAGAUAAAUUUUUUCGAAGUGAUGACAGCAAAGAACAUAUUAUCAUUCCAGAAUUAAAUCAUAAAAAUUGGGAACGACUUGAAGCUGUAGAUUGGGACGCUAUGAUGGCCGAUUUGGAAAAAACUAUUCAUUCAAAGCCUCCUAAUAAGAAUUCGUUACUAAUUGUGGAAGGGCACAUCAUUUUUAAUCAUCCGAAACUGAGAAAUAUAUUUGACAAAAGAUAUUUUUUAACACUAGAUAGAGAAGAAUGUAUCAGACGAAGAAUUCAGCGAGUUUACGAUCCUCCUGAUAUACCCGGUUACUUUGAUAUGUGUGUUUGGCCUAUGUAUUUGCUUAAUCUUCAAGAUGUACAAGAAAAUUGUUCAGGUGUUAAAUACUUUGAUGGUAAUAGCAGAAAGGAGGAAAUAUUAGAAUGUGUUUUAAGUGAUAUUCAAUCUAUAAUGUCUGAAAAGUAGGAUAUUUGUAAUUAACAAUUAAUCGAAAUAGCAUUCCUGUAGAAAUUAAAAUCUGUGAAAUAAUUAUAUAUUUAAAAAAUUUUUUUGUACCUAAUGUCGUUAUUUCUUUUUGGAAAUGUAUGUGAACAAAAAAUUUCAAA